AUGGCUUCACUUCACCUCUGUCUUGGCCCAAUUCCCGGACAUCGUCCACCGAAGUUCCGGUCCAAAUUCCGGUCUGCUCGAUGCGCCGGUGACCUUCAGGCGCUAUUUAAUCGCAUUGCUCCGGUCUAUGACAACUUGAAUGACUUGCUGAGCUUGGGUCAGCAUCGAAUAUGGAAAAGAAUGGCCGUAUCUUGGAGUGCACCGAAGGAGGGAGACUCUGUGUUGGAUGUGUGCUGUGGAAGUGGGGAUUUGGCCUUUCUAUUGUCUGAGGGAGUUGGGACAAAUGGAAAGGUUGUUGGUCUUGAUUUCUCAAAAGAGCAAUUAAUGGUUGCUUCAUCUAGGCAGCACUCGCGCUUAAUGUCCUGCUACAAGAAUAUUGAGUGGGUCGAAGGUGCUGCACUUGAUAUAGCAUUUUCUGACUGUUACUUUGAUGCCAUUACCAUUGGCUAUGGGUUACGGAAUGUGGUAGAUAUUCAUAAAGCGAUGGCAGAGAUGAAUCGAGUUCUAAAACCGGCUUCAAAAGCAUCAGUCCUUGACUUUAACAAAAACAUGAAUCCGUUUGGUACUUCAUUUGAGGAAUGGAUGAUUGACAACAUUGUUGUUCCUGUGGCAAGUGGGUGCGGCCUAACAACUGAGUACAAAUAUUUGAAAAGUUCAAUUCAGGAAUUUUUAACAGGAAAGGAGUUAGAGAAGCUAGCUUUGCAGACAGGGUUUUCUACUGCCACACAUUUCGAGAUUGGUGGUGGACUCAUGGGGAACUUGGUGGCCACACGGUAG
Molecule: messenger RNA, 777 nt
Organism: Ilex paraguariensis (yerba mate)
Lineage: Eukaryota; Viridiplantae; Streptophyta; Magnoliopsida; Aquifoliales; Aquifoliaceae
Source: the annotation of a GenBank genome assembly